AUGAACUAUACCUACAUUGUAGAAUCACUUUUCUUUAAUGAACAAAUAGAAAAUGAAAUGUGUGAAUUUAUAUAUGGUAUAAAAAUAACAAAAGGUGAAAAAUACUCAAGAGCUUCCUUGAAAAAUGCUAAUUUUCCAAAACUUCAUGCCACACUUGAUGGUACUUUAAAAGAAAUGAAAAGAUUAGGAAUAGAUGCUCCAAAACUACAUGAAGGUUUAACAAAUGAGGAAUUAAAAAUUAUCUUAUCUAAUAAUGUCAUGUCUUCAAAUGAACCUGAAGGUAUUAAGGGUGUGGCUGAAUCUAAUACAGAUAUUCGUAAGUAUAUUUUAAUGAGACCUUUAAAUUGUAAAACUAAAACAUUUUAUUUAGGAAUCUCAACAAAUGCAUCAGGACUUGGAGAAAAACGAAUUAGAGGAAUGGCAAUUUCAGUUAUGCAAAGAUUGACUGGAACUGUAGAACAUGAUGGUAUUAAUAAAGAUGAUGCAUUACAAGACAAGAAUAAUAAGAAUGAAGAAGAACCAAUGGAAGUUAAACUUGAUGACAAUAUGAAAGAAGAAGCGCAAGUAUCACCAAAAAUCAAGGCACCAUAUCUAACUGACGAUAAUUAUUAUAAUCCAAAAAAUAAUAAAAAACCGACAAAUGAUUUUAUUUUUAGGAGAAAUUCUAAAUUUAGAUUAUUAGAUUCAAAUUUUUAA
Molecule: messenger RNA, 696 nt
Organism: Funneliformis geosporum
Lineage: Eukaryota; Fungi; Glomeromycota; Glomeromycetes; Glomerales; Glomeraceae
Source: the annotation of a GenBank genome assembly